ACAUAUCCGAAAAUGUCCGAAAAUUUCACCUUAUUUCGCUAAAUCCACGUUCAUGUUGACAACAAACUAUCUAGCGUGAUAAAAUGUCACUUAUUACACAAUUUCGGCUUCUCACAAUAAACGCAAGAUUGUGUUCUUUUAAUAAUUUAACCACACUUAUCAAUGUGCAUUUAUUAAGACAAUAUGCCACACCGACGGCUACUAAGAAAGAGUAAGUUUUUUACGAUAAAAAAAUACUUUAAAAUUUACCAAAGCCAAAGCCAAAGCCAAAAGCUAGUCUGGACAACUAGACUAUCUACUUUACUUUUACACCACACUCUCUCUACUCUCCACUCUCUACUCAACUCACCUCUACUAAGACUAAGACUCAAUCCAGUCCAGACUUUCUAUAUUUCAUAGGUCUAUUCAAAUUCUAAUAAUGUCCUAUUAGGCAGGGCCUUUUUUAUAUAAUAUCUAGUUCCACAGUCCACAAGACUAACCUAAAUACUAAAUAAUGGUAAUGUAUGGGAAAAAAUUUUUUUUUAUCAUGUUCAUAUGAUUAUUAUGAUUAUGAAAUUUAAAAUACAUUAAAAAAGACAUAUAUUUUAUAUUGGGAUUUAAUCAAGUAAAAAGUUACCAUCUCUUCUUAGUCGAAGGAGGCCCCAUAAGGCCAUGGCCAUAGAGUAUAGAGUGAGGCUAAGCUAGUAAGUUAAGGCUUAGGCUUAAGGUCUACUAAUCCAUCAAUAUAGGUCUAUUAUAAUAUUAUUAUGCACUAGUCCUAUUAGUAUUAGAAUUACAUUAUUUACAUCAGCCGGGGUCCACACAUGGAGGCAUAAAGCCAUGGGCCAUGGGGGCCGAUUUGAAUGAAAGGAUGCAAUGGAGCCGGAGCAGUCCAGAGCCCUACAUAGCUGAUGAUAAUUGAAUUGGGAGUUUCAGGUUAAAAAAGUUCUGCAUAACCAAAUGCUGCCACAGAAAGGUUGCAUUAAAGACCUUACUUAGUGCAUAGAAAACAAUAUUAUCUUACCUUGUCGCAUUACUAGGAUAAAGGCCACAUGGUCGUCAUGGGUGGGCCAAGGUGUUUGCCGCCACCCUUUCAAGAAAAAAAACUCUGCAGUUGGCUGAAAAUAUAAAGUAAACACCCAGGACUGGCCACUUCCUCCUCUCUUUCCUAUGCCACUGAACUUACCUGCCUUAUAGUUAUAGUUAUAGCAAUAUAUGUUCGGUGCUGUAUUUUACAGUGUAUUAACCAUAAUGCACAAAUAAUAACAGUUAGCUGCUUUGUUCCAUAAAAAAGGUUGCCUUCAAAAAUAUAUGAAUGGUGCUUAGAAUAAAAUCCAAGGUCACUUUGUCGUUGCAGGCCUGUAUUAUUUAAUCUGUAAUCCAUAAUAAUAUUAACAGUUUGCUGAUCACAUUAUCCCAGUCUGGUCACUGCAUGAACAGUUCAUAUUUAAAUUUUACCUUUGACUUGUGAGACAAGGGAAAGCAUUGUUUGUACACAAUUAUUCCCUGCCAUAAUAAUAGUAAUUUUAAAGGACAGGAGCUGUUGGGAGAACCAAUGUUUUGGCAAAUCAGCAUUUAGAAAACAUACAAAAAACUGUAUAAGUAACAAGUGUAAUAUGUAUGUUACGAUGUAUAUUUUAUUCUAAAUAUUAAUAAAAAUGUUGUUAAACAUUUUCAGUGUUGAGUUGUCCUAUACAACUUAUCCUGAUCACGAACACAACAUAGAUCCUAAGAAAAGGUCACUUAUUUUUCUACAUGGUUUGUUUGGAGCAAAGGGAAAUUUACACAGCGUUUCAAAGCACAUAUCAGGAGAAGGUAGAAAGGUAGGCUUUGUCAUUAGUAGGGCAUUUUAAGAAAUUAAGUAUGGAGUGCUAAUGCUUCAACUUCAAGAAACAUCUAAUAUUUGUGUGCCUUUUUCCCAUUUUUUAAUUACAAAACGAACAGUCUAAUUACUUUAAUUCAUGGUAAUAUACACGCAUACACAUACAAAUGAAAGUGAAGAAGAGAGAAAAUUAGCAAAUAAAUAAGUAGUUUUCUAUUUUAAGAGAAAUGUGCUAUUGAAAAUAAUGGUUUUUUUCCAGAAAUUGAGACUAAAAUUUACAAUAUAAUAAUAUAUUCUCUUUUUACCACAACAGGUUGUCACUUAUGAUGCUCGUAAUCAUGGUGAGAGUCAACAUGAUCCAGAAAUGAAUUAUAAUUGUAUGGCUGAUGAUUUGGAUGGCUUAAUACAGGACCUAAAUUUGAAUAAACCUGUUGUUAUGGGGCACAGUAUGGGUGGGAAAACUGCUAUGACAUUUGCAUUAUCAAAGGUUUGUUUUAUUUGUUAUUUAUCUUGCAUAAGAAGAGUGACUGAGUGAUCAACAUGUUAAUUAAGUAGUAGAAAGGCAGGACUCAUUCACUCAGCAUUUAUGUUUUUAGCAAGUAGAAAUUCCCAAAUGCAUUCAAGCUGCAGUAUAAAUAAAAACUAUACCAGACCCGAACAAUUCAAGAAUGUAAUAAAUAGAUUUAACAAAACUCUUAAACACUGAAAUUUAUAAACAUAGAAAAAAUAGUUUGAAGUUUGUUUAAUCAUUGUGGAAGUAAUGAUAUACUUAAAUGCCUAACUAUGUACUUGUAACAGUAUCUAAUCUGUUCUUGCAAAUAUUGAACUCCUAAUAGUUAAUUACUUAUAUUUGAGGAUAAAGGUAUGAUUUAUUUGAAUUUUGACUUUGAUGAAAAUGUUGUCCAUUCCUCUUGGGUAAAAUAAAGUCCCCUUAACCAUUUAACCUCAGUUAUUAACUUAUUAUUAUUGCAUAAACUCAGUCAAGGAUUAUUCCUCAUGCAAAAUAUAUCCACUAUAUUCCAUGACCUGAACUUUUACCCUUGACAUGGCUGAUACACCACAUGGAUUUUUAUCUAGUGGUGUAUUGACGGUUCUGAAAUUUACAAAGCCAUACAUUUUAUGAAAUCACAAAAUUGCUGAAUGCAAAUCUUAUGCCCCUUUACAGCCAGAUAGGCUGACAGCACUAAUUGUGGUUGAUGUCACGCCUGCAAAAAGUGAUGUCAGUGAACUACUGAAAUAUGCUGAGGCCAUGAAAAAAGUUGAAAUUCCUUCUGGUAUUUCCAUUGCACAAGUGAGGAAAGAGAUUCAAGUUCAGCUCAGUUCAGUAGUACAGGUAAAUGAAGUCUGAACAACAAUUUUGCAUUUUUUAAAAAAAAAACAUUAGCCUUGCAUACUUUCAUACAUUUCCAAUGGAAUUCCCUGCUGAGCAUCAUGUUUCUGGGGUACUAAAAAAGAAAAGCCCUUUUUCCAGCUGCUUUCUUGAUGAUUUUGAGUAUUGACUGAAUUAUCCUAAAAACUUCAGGCUUGAAAUAUACAGUGUACUUAAGUGGACAACAAGGAAAAUUAAGGUAUAUUACUUUAAAUUUAAUAUAUUCUAUAUUUCCCAGAAUCGAGCUGUGCUACAAUUUCUGUUGACCAACCUCAGGGAGUUUGAUGGUGUUGUCAUCAAGUGGAGAAUGAACAUUGAUGGAAUCCUGAACAAUUUUUCUCACAUCGAAGAAUUCCCACGAAUGAAUUCUGAUCCAUUUAUGAAACCAACACUUUUUGUGUUUGGAGCCAACUCACUCCACUAUAGGUAUAGUAGUCAUAAAAAUAAUUUUAGGUACUACUUCAAGUUGGAAUAACCUGUAGUAGUAUUACUCUAAUGCGAUAAAUUCUGUAAAUGGAAACUGUCUUAGUUCUUUUACUAUUAUUAAUCUUUAUUGUUCAGUUAUGCCACUAAAUUAAUCUUACUAAUAGGAAUAUGAAAUGUUUCUAUUAUAAAAUUUAAUGCCGGGUACCUAAUAAACUUAAUAAUUGAAGUUAUGCAGAGAAAGGUUUAAUGUCGUUAAAAGCUCAAUCGUUAAAUUAUAUUUUAUUCUUAUAUCUGACAUUAUUGAUUGAAUACUUAUAUAGCACUUGUAUCCAUGCUAUUCUAUGAUUUGCACACCAAUAAAAUUCUAAAAUAAUUAGUAAUUAAAUGAUUGUAUCCCCCCUCACAGGAAUGCGUCAAUUGAAAGCAUCAAAAAGCUAUUUCCUAAUGUUGAAAUCACUGCCAUAAAAGAAGCUGGCCAUUUUGUUCAUGCAGAGAAGCCUCUUGAAUUUGUGAAUAUAGUCAAAAAAUUUCUAGAUUCAGUAGACAAAAGCUCAAGCUGA
Messenger RNA from Lymnaea stagnalis (great pond snail), 4156 nucleotides. NCBI's taxonomy places the organism in Eukaryota, Metazoa, Mollusca, Gastropoda, Lymnaeidae. The record is from the annotation of a GenBank genome assembly.